GAGCUGCUGCAGUAAGAUAAAAAGCAGGAUUUUCAUCUGAUCCAGCGAGAAGAAAUGACUUCUGUCAGAGAAGAAGGUAAAGACCGGAUCAUCUUUGCCACCAAAGAGGAUCAUGCAACACCCAGCAAUGCUGAGCUUGUAGAGGAAGAUCCCAAUGAUCCCUAUGAGGAGCGAGGUCUGAUUCUUCCCGAUGGGGAGAUCAACUGGAACUGUCCCUGCCUCGGGGGGAUGGCCAGUGGUCCCUGUGGGACUGAAUUUAAAGAUGCCUUCUCCUGUUUCCACUAUAGUAAGGAGGAGGUAAAGGGCUCUGAGUGCCUAGAGCAGUUCAGGGCCAUGCAGGAGUGUAUACAGCGCUACCCAGAGCUCUACCCGCAAGAAGAUGACAAGGUGUCUGAAGAAAAAUCAUCUGAAACAGAGCAGGCCUCACAAAACUCUGCUCCUGCAGAAACAUCAGAGGCCAACUCAACAUCUGCCCCUGUGCAAGACUCUGAUCCCAUACAACCCAACACAGAGAGCUCAGUGGAAAGCUCAUGAUGAG
This is a messenger RNA of Scomber japonicus (chub mackerel), 538 nucleotides long. It is a transcript of the gene chchd4b, whose product is annotated as coiled-coil-helix-coiled-coil-helix domain containing 4b. The record is from RefSeq and is a predicted model, not a curated record. NCBI's taxonomy places the organism in Eukaryota, Metazoa, Chordata, Actinopteri, Scombriformes, Scombridae. Gene Ontology annotation, biological process: protein import into mitochondrial intermembrane space. Gene Ontology annotation, molecular function: protein-disulfide reductase activity. The transcript is spliced from 3 exons. The coding region runs from base 55 to 534 and encodes 159 amino acids. Gene Ontology annotation, cellular component: mitochondrial intermembrane space.